UCAUCCCAUUAGAACUUGCUUGGCUGUAGUGCGAAGAUGGCGGCGUACAGUCGCUCUCAGCUGUUUUUGCUGCUGUUCUUGUCUGUGUGUCUCUGCGGUUCCGGCUCCGGUUCCGUGCUCGGCUUGAAGCCCGCCAGCGGACCGCCCAACCCGCCCGUCCUCAGGGCCGCCGAACCCCCGGCCAGAGAUGCACCUGCCGCCGCCGCCGGGGCGUCGCAGCCUCGAAGGGCGACCGGCUGGAAGCUGUCGGAGGAGGAGGCCUGCCGGGAGGACCUGACCCGCCUGUGCCCCAAACACACCUGGAGCAACAACCUGGCGGUGCUGGAGUGCCUGCAGGACCGCAGAGAGGAAACUGAGAUUGCUCCCAACUGUAACCAUCUUCUGUGGAACUACAAACUAAAUCUGACCACAGAUCCAAAGUUUGAGUCGGUUGCCACGGAGGUCUGCAAGAGCACCAUCACUGAGAUUAAGGAGUGUAACGAGGAGGAGCGGGGGCGUGGCUACCUGGUGUCCUGCUUGGUCGAUCACCGUGGCAACAUCACUGAGUACCAGUGUAACCAGUACAUCACCAAGAUGACCAGUAUAAUCUUCAGUGACUACAGGUUGAUCUGUGGCUUCAUGAGCAAAUGUAAGGACGACAUCAACAGCCUGCGCUGCGGCAGCGUCAACGUCGGACACAAGGACGUUCACUCACAGGGCGACGUCAUCGCCUGCCUGGAGAAGGCUCUGGUGAGACAGGCGGAGCAGCAGGAUCACGCUCGUCCCAUCAAGGAGGAGUGUCAGAGGGCGAUCCUGCGGGUGGCAGAGCUGUCGUCAGACGACUUCCACCUGGACCGGCACCUCUACUUCUCCUGCAGAGACGACAGAGAGAGAUUCUGCCAGAACACUCAGGCAGGAGAAGGGAAAGUCUACAAGUGUCUGUUCAACCAUAAGUUUGAGGAGGCCAUGUCAGAGAAGUGUCGCGAUGCUCUCACCACCCGUCAGAAGCUGAUUUCUCAGGACUACAGAGUGAGUUACUCUCUGGCUAAAGCCUGCAAGCUGGACCUGAGGAAACAGCGCUGCAGCGUGGACACCAAUCUGCCCCGAGCCCGCGAGGCCCGACUGUCGUACCUGCUGCUGUGCCUGGAGGCGGCCGUGCACCGCGGGCGCACGGUCAGCGGCGAGUGUCAGGGCGAGAUGCUGGACUACCGGCGGAUGCUGAUGGAGGACUUCUCCCUGAGUCCAGAGAUCGUGCUGCACUGCCGGACGGAGAUCGAGGCCCACUGCUCCGGGCUGCACCGCAAAGGCCGGACGCUGCACUGCCUGAUGCGGAUCGGCCGCGGCGACCGCAGCGCCGCCAUCGACAGCAUCUGCCAGAGCUCUCUGCAGACUCUGAUCCAGUCUGCGGAUCCAGGAGCCGACUACAGGAUCGACAGGGCGCUCAACGAGGCCUGCGAGUCCGUCAUCCAGACGGCCUGCAAACACAUUCGCACCGGAGACCCCAUGAUCCUGUCGUGUCUCAUGGAGCAUCUGUACACAGAGAAAAUGGUGGAAGACUGCGAACACCGUCUGCUGGAGCUGCAGUACUUUAUAUCCAGAGACUGGAAACUGGAUCCCAUGCUGUAUAAGAAGUGUCAGGGCGACGCUGCUCGGCUGUGCCACACUCACGGCUGGAAUGAGACCAGCGAGCUGAUGCCGCCGGGCGCCGUCUUCUCCUGCCUCUACCGCCACGCGUACCGCACCGAGGAGCAGGGCCGCCGGGUGAACGCAGCUGAGCAGUUAUCCAGAGACUGUAAAGUGGAAGUUCAGAGGAUUCUCCACCAGAGGGCGCUGGACGUGAAGUUGGACCCCGAGCUGCAGAAACGCUGCAUGACAGACCUGGGGAAGUGGUGCAGCGAGAAGACGGACACUGGACAGGAGCUGGAGUGUCUGCAGGAUCACUUGGAAGACUUGGUGUCGGGCUGCAGGGACGUCGUGGGAAACCUGACGGAGCUGGAGUCAGAGGACGUCCAGAUCGAUGCUUUGCUCAUCAGAGCCUGCGAGCCCAUCAUCCAGGCCCACUGCCAUGAUGUGGCUGACAACCAGAUCGACACAGGUGAUCUGAUGGAGUGUCUGGUUCAGAAUAAACACCAGAAGGAGAUGAACGACAAGUGCUCCGUCGGCGUCACCCACUUCCAGCUGGCUCAAAUGAAGGACUUCCGGUUUUCCUACAAAUUCAAGAUGGCCUGUAAGGAGGACGUGCUGCGCUUGUGUCCAAACAUCAAGAAGAAGGUGGACGUGGUCAUCUGCCUGAGCACCACGGUGAGGAACGACACGCUGCAGGACGUCAGGGAGCAGCGGGUUUCUCUCAAGUGUCGCAAGCAGCUGAGGGUGGAGGAGCUGGAGAUGUCAGAGGACAUCCGGUUGGAUCCAGAUCUCUAUGAUCCCUGUAAGUCCGACAUUAGUCGCCUUUGUCCCAACGUGAACUUUGGUAAUGCUCAGAUGAUCGAGUGUCUGAAGGAGCAGAAGAAGCAGCUGAGCCCGCGCUGCCACCAGCGCAUCUUCAGGCUGCAGGAGGUGGAGAUGACCGACCCUGAGCUCGACUACCAGCUGAUGAGGGUCUGUAAGCAGAUGAUCAAGCGGUUCUGCACCGAGGCCGACGCCAGGAACGUUCUUCAGUGUCUGAAGCAGAACAAAAACAGCGAGCUGAUGGAUCCUAAGUGUAAACAGAUGAUCACCAAGAGACAGAUCACCCAGAACACAGACUACAGACUGAACCCAGUGUUGAGGAAAGCGUGUCGGGCCGACAUCCCCAAGUUCUGCCAGCCCAUCCUGAACAAGGCGAGCGAGGACAGCGAGCUGGAGGGUCAGGUCAUCGCCUGCCUCAAACUCAAAUAUGCUGAUCAGCGCUUGUCUUCGGACUGUGAAGACCAGAUCAGGGUGAUUCUGCAGGAGUCAGCGCUUGACUACAGACUGGACCCCCAGCUGCAGAUGCACUGCUCAGAUGAGAUUUCCAAACUGUGUGCGGAGGAGGCAGCAGCUCAGGAGCAGACAGGUCAGGUGGAAGAGUGUCUGAAGGUCAACCUGCUGAAGAUCAAACAGGAGACCUGUAAAAAGGAGGUUCUGAACAUGCUGAAGGAGAGCAAAGCAGACAUCUUCGUGGACCCGGUCCUGCACACGGCCUGCGCUCUGGACAUAAAGCACCACUGCGCUGCCAUCACACCCGGCAGAGGCCGACAGAUGUCGUGCCUGAUGGAGGCGUUGCAGGACAAGCGGGUGCGUCUGCAGCCCGAGUGCAAGAAGAGACUUCAGGAUCGCAUCGACAUGUGGAGCUACGCCGCGAAGGUGGCGCCAGCGGAGGGCUUCUCAGACCUGGCCGUGCAGGUGAUGACGUCGCCCUCCAAGUACUACAUCGUGUUCAUGAUCGCGCUGAGCGUGUGCAUCCUCUUCCUGGUGGGGCUGCUGUGCGGUCGGAUCACCAAGCCGGUGACCAGGGAACACAAGGACCGGUAGAGGGCGCGUGGAGCGCUGCUGGCGUCUGCUGCACCUCCCUCCUCGUCCCCCUCCCCCGCCUCUCUCAGAAGCCCAGCCCGAGCCCAGCCAACCGUCACAGUGCCAACACUAUUUGGACAUUUUGCCAAAUGUAAAUUGGUCCCUAAGUCUCACAUAAACCUCCAGUCUCCAUUUGGUCAUUUCUAAACCUUGAUUUCCCCCAAACCAGCGUUUCCUAAGGAUCUUUUAAGUUUCUACAGAGGCACUUGUCAUGAUGUGACUGAGGGCUGCAGAGGCCGGGGCUGUUUUUCCACUUCGAGUCCUGACGUUUUUUUGUGGUUUUUACACAGACUGGAGCAUGUAGAGUUAAAGAUAUCGUUGGUUUUGACUGCGGCUGCCCGAUCGUACAUGGAGCAACUUGAACUUGAGGCAAACUUUGAACUGCUAGGUGUUCCUGUUGCAUCGUCUCUCUCUUCUGCUCGUCAUCCUGACCAGGUCAGACUCGCUUUGCUUGCUACUGAAAACCCCACUGACCGGACAAAAGGCUCCGUCAUUAUGAGGAAUGUUGUGUGCAUAUUUAUUUUGUUCGAAACGUCUCUAAAUGCUAAACAUAUAACAGCACUUUUCAAAAUUUAUGCCUUAUUUAUUGAUGAUGGAAUGAAUCCAUUCAGAUUCUAAUUGGUUUUUUUGGCCAUCCAGCCAAACGUAGCUGCUGUGGAGUGGAGCACAGCUGGAUGAGGCUUGAAUGUUCUAUUACUGCAUUGCAGGCAUAAAGUUUCACCUUUGGAUUUGAAUUUGUAAUAUUUCUACCAUGAUGACCUUAUUCCCAACACAUGAACGUGUAUAAAGCAUUUAAUUGGAGACUCGCGUCAGAAGCUUGUUUGUUGGACUACGUUGACUUGUUGGGGAUCAGAUCAUAUCAUCACUGCUUCACAGAGUUGUCUCAGUUUUAUAUUCUUCCCCCCAGAAGAACAAAGUGGUACAUACAGUAUGCACAACAAAUACUGUGAAUAUAUUUUAGUUUUGAGGGCCACCGAGCUCUGUUAAACACGACAAACCCCUCUCAGACAGACACGACCUGUGUGUUCUGGUUUUCAGUUGUUUCCAUCAGGGUUGGAGAUCCAACCAAGUCCCGUUGUGUCAUCAUCUCUGCAAGGCUGUGGGAUACUUGGAUUUACAAAUGCAGCUAUUUAUUGAUGAUACUUGAUAUAGUCAUAUUUUAUAAUUGCAGUAUUUAAAGUUGUCGAAAAUAAUUUAUGACAUGUGUAAUGAUUAUUACUGUACAGUUUAUUAUUCCCAUGAAUGGUGAAUGUGUGUCUUCAUCUUUUCCAAAUAUGCCCCAAAUAAACAUCCCGUUAUUUUACAUUGGCCCUUAAAUGGGAUUUAGCCACAGAAACAAACAAAUAUUGGACCGAGUUUGUCCUGCAGAUUUGGUCACAUUCAGCAGAAAUAUUAGAGAAGAUAAGCGUUACUAAAGGAAGUUUUGAUGUUAUUUUGAUUGUGCACAUCACAGCUGCAGAGCAUUAAAAGAAAGCUACCGGACGGGCAACUUGAUCCAUCAUGAGAUAAAAGCCAGCUCACUUUCUAAACGAUGGUCAUGUUUUCAUUCGCAUCAUAAUAAAUUUUGUACGUGUACAGAA
Molecule: messenger RNA, 5090 nt
Organism: Betta splendens (Siamese fighting fish)
Lineage: Eukaryota; Metazoa; Chordata; Actinopteri; Anabantiformes; Osphronemidae
Product: Golgi apparatus protein 1-like
Exons: 27
Coding region: 37-3471 (1144 amino acids)
Cellular component (GO): Golgi membrane
Molecular function (GO): fibroblast growth factor binding
Source: RefSeq, a predicted model, not a curated record